CCCCACCCCCUUUGUCAGCUCUCUAUAUGAUAGCUACAUACUAGAUGAACGAAAGUAACAAGAGGAAGUAGAUAUUUUGUCACUGUAUACACCCUGUGAAUAAGUUUCUCUAAUCUAUGGAAUUAUCUGAUAAAUGUUUUAUGCUGAACAGAGAGUGUAAAAGGUCUUUUCAGUGUCCAGCAUUAAAUUGGGUGUGAAAAUGAUGGAAUGAAGGACGCAGAUCAGUUUCCUGUUUAUAAUUUAUAAUUUUAUACUCACGUGUUGCUUUAGCUCACUUUAACUCUCUUUAAUAAAUGUAGAACAGACAAGUGUUUGUUAUAGAGUAGAAGUGAUAUUUACUGCACAUUUUAACCAGUCACUGAAACAGGAAGUGGCCAAAAAAUCAACCUCAGAUGAAUAGAAAAACACCAUCCGUCCCAUCAGCUCAUGAGUUUCACCAUGAGAAGACAGCAGCAGUGGACCCGCUUACUAACACCAAACUGAACGACACCUCAAGGACCAAGAAUUUACUGCUUGACUUGAAGACUCCCACAUUGACUCGGAUCUUCCCAAACUCUGUUGUCUCACCUGGAGAAGCCCUUCAGUUCAGAUGUUCCACACCCAGCCCAACAUGCAUCUCUGUAGACUUCAGAUUGUAUAAAACUGGAACAUCAAUAAAGAAUCAAACUGCAGAAUCUACAACAACAUUUAAUCUGACUGUAGAUGCCACACAUCAGGGCCAGUACACCUGUGACUACUCAUACAGGGAAAGUAACUCCACAUCAUCCUGGAGCAACUCCAUCAGCAUCACUGUGGUGAACCUGCAGCAGCCCAAUAUCUUUUUCACUGCUGCUGGUGGACCAGAAGUAACAACAGGCUACGGCUUCUCCAUAAUCUGCUCCACUGAACCUCAGUAUCCAGGAGGUUCCUUCCACUUGAAGUUCAGUGGAUCCAACAUCACAAGAACUCAGUCGGCUGUUAACCACUCAGCCGUCUUCCUGUUUCCUGAGUCAGAUUUUGUCCAUCAGGGAAACUACAGCAGUGCUUAUGAAGUUAACGUGUCUUCACGCACCUUUACCUCCACUACCACUGAGCUGCUGGAAAUAACUGUGAAAGCAUCUCUGGCUCUAUACAUUGGUGUUGGAGUGACAGCAGGACUGCUUCUCAUCUUAGUACCAGUCAUCAUUUGCUUUGUGAAGACACAGAAAAGACGGAAAUGUCAGAUGGAUAAGAAGGAUUCACAGCUCAGCGUUCUUAGAGCUUCUCUGUUGGCUGAUGGCGCUAAUAUACGACUCGCUGGUGGCAGUCACUCCUGCGCUGGUAGAGUGGAAAUCUAUUAUAAAAACCAGUGGGGAACAGUGUGUGAUGAUUACUGGGACAUAAAUGAUGCGCAGGUGGUGUGUAGAGAGCUUGGAUGUGGUAAUGCUGUCAGCGCUCAUGAAAAUGCUCACUUUGGUCAGGGAAGUGGUCCAAUAUGGCUGGAUGAUGUUCCGUGUUCUGGAAGUGAAUGCACCAUCACACAGUGUUCCAAAUCUAAUAGAUUUGGUAUACACAACUGCGUCCAUGGUGAAGAUGCUGGAGUUACUUGCUCAGAAACGCAGACUCCUACACUGACCCGGAUCUCCCCAAACUCUGUGGUCUCACCUGGAGAAGUCCUUCAGUUCAGAUGUACAACAACCAACCCAAUAUGCAUCUCUGUAGACUUCAGAUUGUAUAAAAAUGGAACAUUAAUAAUGACCCAACCUGCAAAGACUACAACAACAUUUACUCUGACUGUAGAUGCCUCACAUCAGGGCCAGUACACCUGUGACUACUCAUACAGGGAAAUUGCCUCAACAUCACCCAGGAGCAACUCCAUCAGCAUCACUGUGGAAACGCAGACUCCUACACUGACCCGGAUCUCCCCAAACUCUGUGGUCUCACCUGGAGAAGUCCUUCAGUUCAGAUGUACAACAACCAACCCAAUAUCCAUCUCUGUAGACUUCAGAUUGUAUAAAAAUGGAACAUUAAUAAUGACCCAACCUGCAAAGACUACAACAACAUUUAAUCUGACUGUAGAUGCCUCACAUCAGGGCCAGUACACCUGUGACUACUCAUACAGGGAAAUUGCCUCCACAUCACCCAGGAGCAACUCCAUUAACAUCACUGUGGUGAACCUGCAGCAGCCCAAUAUCUCCUUCAGUGCUGCUGGUGGACCAGAAGUGACAAGGGGCUACAGCUUCUCCAUCAUCUGCUCCACUGAACCUCAGUAUCCAGGAGGUUCUUUCCACUUGAAUUUCAGUGGAUCCAACAUCACCAGCACUCAGUCAGCUGUUAACCACUCAGCCGUCUUCUUGUUUCCUGAGGCAGAUUUUGUCCAUCAGGGAAACUACAGCUGUACUUAUGAAGUUAACGUGUCUUCACGCAUCUUUACUUCCGCUACCACUGAGCAGCUGGAGAUCACUGUGAAAACAUUUCUGGCUCCUUAUAUUGGUAUUGGAGUGACAGCAGGACUGCUUCUCAUCUUAGUUCCAGUCAUCAUUUGCUUUGUGAAUACACAAAAAAGACGAAAAUAUCAAACGGAUAAGAAGAAGAAUACACCACGUGCCAAAAAUGCAUAUCAGUGCCCCCAAGGAGCGAAUGAGUCAGAUGAUGAAGCUAUUUAUGAAAACACAGAAACUAUUUUCCAGCAGAAGGACGAUUCAGACAAGUCUGAUAAUGACUACGUUUAUGGUAAUGCUGAUGAACAAACAAGGGCUGUGGACAAUGACUAUGAAGAUGAUGAAGUUUAUGCAAACUGUGUAGAUUAGUGUUGAGAACUUAAUAAUUAUCAGUAUGUACAGUCCCCAAACAAUCACAUGAUUCAAUUGGAUAUAUAAUAUUGCUUCUUAGUUGUUUUAAAUAAUGUUGAUUAUAGAAUCAGUUUGUAUUCGGCUGUUUAGUGUGUUCAGAUCCGAUAAUAAAACUUUUUAUUUCACUUUCUUAAUACAAAUAGGUAUAUUCUUGUUUUCAUUUUAAAUUAUUGUUAAUAUUAAAUAUUGAAAUGCAUCAAGAGUUAAAUGAUCCAUGAGUGUUUUCCAUAAACUGAUGACUAAUGCAGAAAUCAGAAAAUAAUGAAUGGGACAACUGAAAUAUCAUUUUUAAUUCUAAUAUCACUCAUAAACUUCCAAAACAAUCAUGUAUAUACUAUUCAUAUUUUUUUUAGAUUAGAUUAAACUCCCUUUGUCUAUUUUUUCUUAACAUUGUUAUACAUUUUUUAAAAUUGGAUUUAAUUUGAGUUUCAGAUUAUGGGAAUUAAUUUAGUGAAUUUUGAAUGUAUUUGAUUCAUUUACUGUAUUUACUCUCUUAUCUCUUAUAUAUCCAGCCUUAUGAGUAGCAGUUUGGGAUUUGGGGUAUUUUGGAACUAAACGGGACAAAUUAUUCUGCAAAUACUUAUUGGUGAUAAAAAACAAACAAACAAACAAAAAAACUUUUUUUUUUUUUUUUUUUUUUUUUUUUUUACUAUUUGUAAAU
Messenger RNA from Ictalurus punctatus (channel catfish), 3471 nucleotides. RefSeq names its product Fc receptor-like protein 5. The record is from RefSeq and is a predicted model, not a curated record. NCBI's taxonomy places the organism in Eukaryota, Metazoa, Chordata, Actinopteri, Siluriformes, Ictaluridae. Gene Ontology annotation, cellular component: membrane. The transcript is spliced from 11 exons. Bases 393 to 2768 code for a protein of 791 amino acids.